UCUCGGGUUAACAACCUCCCAGUUUCAUCAAACACAGGAUUGUCAAUCAACAACACGAUGGCAGUAAUCACCAUCCUUGCUUUGCUUGUAAUACUCAAGCACUGCUCAGGUCAUGCGAUCGAAGGAUGCACUCCUGGUGAACAUAAAGAUGUGCCGCGGUAUGAAAUGAAUUACAGAUUCAAAUGUGUGGACGUCCCAGCUAACUACUAUGUGGCCUGGUUGAUCACAAGACAGGACCCUAGCAAUGGCAAUCAGCUAACCAAUACUGAUGUGUGUUCUAUGACCGAUGACAAGUGCCAUUCAUAUUCUGAGGGUUCAGGAGCAAUUAGGGUUAAUAACAUCACCAGUAUACUUUUCUUCUACCCCAGCGUUAUCAACGACAUCAUCGGCAUCACGUGUAGAGUCUUUGACAAGGAGUUAACGCGCACCCUGUCCUACAUCAACGACUACACCUGUGAUAUCACCUUGUUAGGUAAGUACAUAGAUCAUUCCUUUUUCUAA
This is a messenger RNA of Pomacea canaliculata, 501 nucleotides long. RefSeq lists its product as uncharacterized. The record is from RefSeq and is a predicted model, not a curated record. The coding region runs from base 58 to 501 and encodes 147 amino acids. NCBI's taxonomy places the organism in Eukaryota, Metazoa, Mollusca, Gastropoda, Architaenioglossa, Ampullariidae. The transcript has 2 exons.